Messenger RNA from Pistacia vera, 1120 nucleotides. Its product is annotated as transcription initiation factor TFIID subunit 14b-like. Lineage: Eukaryota; Viridiplantae; Streptophyta; Magnoliopsida; Sapindales; Anacardiaceae. Gene Ontology annotation, biological process: regulation of DNA-templated transcription. The record is from RefSeq and is a predicted model, not a curated record. The transcript has 6 exons. Bases 97 to 912 code for a protein of 271 amino acids.
ACCUAAAAACAUUAAAUAUUAUCCUAAUCUAAAACCCUAACCCCCAAAUUUCAAGUCACAAAUGGACUGAGAUCACCUUAAACAAUUUCCACAAGAAUGCAAGGGGAAAACCACCCGGACCCUCAGGAUAGUGUCUCUGCCGCUAAGCCUCAGCACCUCAAUUUCAUUAACAUCACUGACGAUAGCGAGAACAAGGGUACAAUCAAGAGGCAUAAAGAUAUCGAAUUAAGUGUUCCAAUUGUUUAUGGAACGAUGGCAUUUUAUCUUGGUCGAAAAGCCAGUGAGUCUCAGUCUCAUAAGUGGACUGUUUACGUACGUGGGGCAACAAAUGAGGAUCUUGGAGUUGUGAUUAAUCGAGUAGUUUUCCAGUUGCAUCCAAGUUUCAAUAACCCUACAAGAGUGGUUGAAUCACCUCCAUUUGAAUUAACAGAAUGUGGUUGGGGUGAAUUUGAAAUUGGCAUCACCCUUUUCUUCCACAGUGAUGUUUGUGAUAAGCAGCUGGAUCUGUUUCACCAUCUGAAGUUGUAUCCUGAAUCUGAAUCCGGUCCCCAGACAACCAAAAAACCUGUUGUUGUGGAAACUUAUAAUGAGAUUGUUUUCCCUGAACCUUCUGAGGGUUUCUUUGCUCGUGUGUUUGAUCAUCCUGCCGUAAUCGUGCCUCGACUGCCAGCUGGUUUUCGCAUGCCUACUAUCACACCACUUUAUAUUAUGAAUGAGCAGGGGAAAGGUGAAACCAAGAAUCAUCCUCUUAGCCAGUGGUACCUGAAUUUCUCCGAGGCAGAUGAGCUUUUGAAACUUGCCGCAGCUCGUCAGCAGGUGCAAGCUCAUAUUGUUAAGCUGAGAAGACAAUUGAGUUUGAUGAGUGGGCUGCCCGAAUCAUCAAACCCGUCAUCUGGAUAUGAAUGUAUAUAAUAAUGUUAGAAUACACUCGACUUAUCUAAUCAAGUGCAAGUCUUGGAUGACAGGUUAUAAGAUGUAAACAAGUAGAUUAGUUCAGUUCUAAGAACCUUUUUAGUGUCAUCUUGUUGUAUUAUAAAUGUGUUUUUCUGUAAGAUCUAAGUUAUCGAAGUUCAGCGAUGUGAUUAUAAUUGAUGUUUAUGGAGUAUUUUGGUUAGAAAAA